UCGUCUGCCAAAAAUCGGGGCUUUUUAUAAUCCCAAACACGCCUCUUUCCAUCCCUUCUUCUCUCCGUCUUUCCCAUCUCCUCCUGAAAUUCCAAUUCCAUUUCCACCCAAUUUCCCUCUCGUUCUCUCCCUCGUUCGUCUCGCCCACUUCUCAGCCGCCGGCGUAAGUUUGAUUCGCUCGGCGAUUUCAGUUCGAAUCGAUCUCCUCGCCCCGCCGACAUCAUGAAUCCUGAAUACGAUUACUUGUUCAAGCUUCUGCUUAUUGGAGAUUCUGGUGUCGGGAAAUCAUGUCUACUUCUGCGAUUUGCUGAUGACUCUUAUCUGGACAGCUAUAUCAGUACCAUCGGAGUUGACUUCAAAAUUCGUACUGUGGAGCAAGAUGGGAAGACCAUUAAACUGCAAAUUUGGGACACAGCAGGGCAAGAACGAUUUAGGACAAUCACGAGUAGUUACUACAGGGGUGCUCAUGGCAUCAUUGUUGUUUAUGAUGUGACGGACCAGGAGAGUUUCAACAACGUAAAACAGUGGUUGAAUGAAAUUGAUCGCUAUGCUAGUGAAAAUGUGAACAAGCUUCUAGUUGGGAACAAGAGUGACCUGACUGCAAACAAAGUUGUUUCGUAUGAAACAGCGAAGGCAUUCGCUGAUGAAAUUGGGAUACCGUUCAUGGAGACUAGUGCUAAAAAUGCCUCCAAUGUAGAGGACGCUUUCAUGGCGAUGUCUGCUGCAAUCAAGACCAGGUACUUCUAUUGCUACAACAAGUACAUAAAUUUCCUUAUUCUUUGUUGCUGUGAUCUUACAGCAGUGUUGUGACUUACUUACAGGAUGGCUAGCCAACCUGCAUCAAACACGGCCAGACCUCCAACCGUCCAAAUCCGCGGACAACCCGUGAACCAGAAAUCAGGCUGCUGCUCUUCUUGAGAAGCUUAGUAACAACAGGCUAUCUGCUCGUGACGUUUAAUCUCUCGUCGUAUCAUUGUGUGGCUUAGUUCUCUAUUCUUACCGCGUUUGAUAUGGAAAAAGGAAUUACUAUUUGUUCUUUGUUUUCACCUUCCCUAUUUUUCAGUUCUGUUGAAACUUUGAUUCUCUGAAUGUAAUCUGAUUUCAGGAAGGUUAAAAUUACCAUUUGUACAAAUUAGGAAAUACUGUUGAAUGGCAGCUCUGUUUUGCAUUCUUUGAUCUCCUUUAUGUUAUAUUGUCUCCCCAGUCCUACCGUACACUCCAUGUUUAAGACAGUUUGUCAACUUUGAUUAGAUUAUGGGUUUGUCAUGAAAGUGACCUGUGUUUCAAUAAUUGCGUGGGAGAUUCCCCAAGCUGUAAGAUGCUUAUCUUUGGACUGUAGAUUGUGGG
This is a messenger RNA of Linum tenue, 1347 nucleotides long. Lineage: Eukaryota; Viridiplantae; Streptophyta; Magnoliopsida; Malpighiales; Linaceae. The record is from the annotation of a GenBank genome assembly.